AUGGAGGAGGAGGAGGCUGUACUGUCUCCCAGGGCUAACAGCACUGAGUGCAGCGUCGGGGCUAACUGGACAGGCUCCCCCGUGUGUUGGCUGCAAGUGUCUGGGGGUGGCCCAGAGGUAGUGAUUGUGCCUGUGCUCUUCGGGCUGAUCUUCCUGCUGGGCAUGGUGGGGAACACACUGGUGUUAGUGGUGCUGGGGCGAAUCCGAUCCGGGGGACGCCCUUCACGCAGCGCCACCAACAUCUUCAUCCUCAACUUGAGCAUCGCCGAUUUCUCAUUCCUGCUCUUCUGCGUCCCCUUCCAAGCCACCAUCUACUCCCUGCCAGAGUGGGUCUUCGGCGCCUUCUUCUGCAAGUGGGUUCAUUACCUGGCCAUGGCCUCCAUGCUCGUCAGCAUCUUCACCCUAGUGGCCAUGUCUGUGGACAGAUACAUCGCCGUGGUGCACGCCAAGCGCUCGCCCUGCAUCCGCAGCAAACGCAAUGCCUCCCUGGGUGUGGGCAUCAUCUGGCUGCUGUCGCUGCUCAUUGCCAUCCCCGUGGCCCAGCACCAGGCCCUCAUGAGUGGCCACCAGCAGGCACCCAACAGCUCCUUCUGCUGGGAGCAGUGGGCUGAUGAUUCAGCUGCCAAGCAAACCUACAAGGUGACCAUCCUGGUGAUGGGGUACCUGCUGCCCCUGGUGCUCAUUACCUGCUGCUAUGCCAAGGUUUUAUACCAUCUUCAUAAAAAAGUGAAGAACAUUUCCAAGAAGUCGGAGAGAUCAAAGAAAAAGACAGCGCAGACAGUGCUACUCGUGGUUGCUGUAUUCUUGAUUUCCUGGCUGCCGCACCACAUCAUCACCAUGUGGGCAGAGUUUGGUCAGUUUCCCCUGAACAACAUCUCCUUCACUUUUCGCAUCAUCUCUCACUGCUUAGCCUACGGGAACUCUUGCAUUAACCCCAUCAUCUAUGCUUUCCUCUCGGAGAACUUCCGCAAAGCCUGCCGGCAAGUCUUCACCUGCAAGUUCCUCCUGCAGCCAGCUCCGGCUGAGAAGCUUGUGAGAAUACGCAUGGAGAACUUUUCUACCACCCACUCAACGACUAAUGUGUGACCUGGGCAUAAAAAAUGAAAAUACAUUUCAGUAGAAUCUACUGGAAAAACAGAAGAUGGGGAGAGUAAGGGGGGCCCCACUUGUAUAGAUAUGAUUAUGGAGCAGAGUGCCUCAAGAGUGACUCAUUCAUCAUGUCAAUGGAAUCAUGAGCCAUUCCUUAAUGCAGCUGUUAGCAUACUUCACACAGGAACAGCUGGUCCAGUUGUAGCCUGCUAACCACUAGAUUCUAUACAGCAGCGGUGCUCAGACACACCACACAAGCUCCUAAAUACUUCCAGAUUCACACAAAGAGGCUGAGGCAUAAGUUUAGAUGGAAGGUGGAGUUUUAUCUGAUAAGAAAAUAAUCCAGUUCUGUGUCCUUCAAAGAGCAGUCAAACUGAUGGGGCUGAAUACAAACCGGGGUAUGGUUUAUUUUGGAGCGAUUGCUUGAAGUAGUUAGGAAAAUGUCUUGUUGCAAAGUCUCUAAUGUUACUGUUGUAUCUUAAAUCACAUCUGGAUGUCAGUGUUUCUAGUGUAUGUGAACUGGAUUUAUUUUUAAUUAAUUUGCUGUGAUUGGGUCUCCAUUCUUCAUGACAGGUUUUCCUAGCCCUCUUUGCCAGAGUAAAAGAGCUCAGUGCAUUCAUGUAACUGACCAAAGUCACAAAUUAUGUCUCAGAGG
This is a messenger RNA of Terrapene triunguis (Three-toed box turtle), 1744 nucleotides long. RefSeq names its product galanin receptor type 1-like. Gene Ontology annotation, cellular component: membrane. Gene Ontology annotation, molecular function: G protein-coupled peptide receptor activity. The transcript has 3 exons. The coding region runs from base 1 to 1086 and encodes 361 amino acids. Gene Ontology annotation, biological process: neuropeptide signaling pathway. NCBI's taxonomy places the organism in Eukaryota, Metazoa, Chordata, Testudines, Emydidae. The record is from RefSeq and is a predicted model, not a curated record.